This is a messenger RNA of Blepharisma stoltei, 2940 nucleotides long. NCBI's taxonomy places the organism in Eukaryota, Ciliophora, Heterotrichea, Heterotrichida, Blepharismidae. The record is from the annotation of a GenBank genome assembly.
AUGGAUAUCCACCUACUUGAUGAAUUUUCCCAGUUCUGUGUAGAAGUCACUGUAAGAUUUUCUUCAUUAGCAAGCAUUGUGCAGGCACUUUUAAUAAAUAGCCUAAACGCACUUGCUGACUAUGUAGAAGUUUGAAGAGAUGGAACAAAUAUUGAAAUCAGAGACAAUGGAUACGGGAUUUCACCAAGCGUGCUUAAAAAAAUGAGGGACGAGAUGGGCAGCUCAACCCUUAGCAAGCUUAAAAGAAUUUCAGAUCUAAAAAUCAUUACCUUUACCCGAGAGUUUGGGUGCUGAAAAGCAAUUUAUAGCGAAAAUACCGUUGCAAAAGCACAUUCAAUGAAGAAGCCUGGAACGAUUAUUAGACUUGAAAACAUCUUCAGAGGAAUCCCAGCCAGGGCAAGCCAGUUCAUUAAUGAGUCUGUGCUGGCUUCUGUGCAAGCUAUUGAGCCUUUAUUGUAUCUUACACAAAGCUUGACUUUGAAAUUAUUUUGCAAUCAAAAUUUAUAUUGUGAAUAUAGAAAGGUAGAGAGUUUAAAAGAAAGAUUGAGAAAUGUCACAAAAAUUUCUAAAUUCCAGCAUGUGAAAUAUGUUGGGAAGGCAAUUGAUAUUGAAGGUUAUAUUACAAAUUUGGAAUAUUGUGUGUUCCAUGGUAAUUAUCAAUACUUGUAUAAUGAAUUCCAGCCUGUAUACAGCCAAGAGAUUUCUGAUAGGAUCAAUGAGCUUUAUAAUAAAUGCAUUGUGGCGAGAUUUCCUGAGAACUCAAAAGAGUUUAUAAUGAAGCAAAAUCCUGCGUAUCCGGUUUAUGUGCUCUUUAUGGCACUUCCUGAAGGAAGCUAUUGGAUUAAUUAUCAGCCUUAUCGAACAGUUGAGCUUGCCAAUUCUUUUGAAGUUCUAGCUUCUUUCCCAUUAUAUAGCGAAACCUGAUGUUUUUUUAAAUAAAAAAAUAAAGUAAUAAGUUCUGAAAAUAAAAAGCAAUAUUUAAAUGAGGAGAGUAAGAGAAAUUACAAAUAUGCUAAAGGAGCAAAUAUUCAAAGAUGAUAUUAAAUACAGUUUGCUAAAUAUUUAAGCUCUUUACUUCUAUAAGCAGCAUUCUGCACAGCUUCGUUAGGUGGCCCAAGCGAUUUGGUGAGCUUACUUCUCGCCGAGUUCCACCUUUUCUUCACUCUUAUACGCCAAUCACCUGUAUCAAAACUCCAGUAAAUCGUUCUAUUUAAUAACCCUUUGCUAUGUCUUCGCCUAAUUUACCUUAUUUUUUCAGGUCAUCCCUCCAAAUUCUCUCAGCAACUUCCGCAAUUGGGGGAAAACCGCAAUAGCAGCUUGAACAAGUCAGUCGCCCUGCUCGUCUCAGGGCUGCUGGCUGGGAGCCGCUAGCAAAAAGGAGCUCCAAGUAACUGCCCAUUGGAUCACAAACAAAACUGCUAAUUCGUGCGCGAGUCCCUCAUCUUGGGAUCCCAGAUAUUUGCUGGGCCCACUUGAGGCUCCAAAAUUCAUGCCUGAAUAUACACGCAUUACCAUCACUGAGAGGGUCAUCAUUGCCAUUUUAUAUAUAUAGGUAUUUAAAGAUACUAUUACAUCUAAAGUUUGUGAAAAAUAUCUCGAAAAAACUGUCAAAAAGAGAAAAAGGGCUGAAUUUAUAGCUCCCCAAUGCUUUUCCUUCAAUGGGAAAAUCGAUGAUUUGUCUUUGCUAACUCCCCCCCCCCCCCCUCCGUGAGCGAACAAAAAAAUUUUGUUCACUCACGGAGGGGGGUUAAUUUUUUUUUUUUAAAAAAAAAUUUAUAUAUAAAUUUUAUAAAAAAUAUUUUUUUCGAAAUUUAAAAAAAUCCUAAUUUGCAAAAAUUGGGAAGCAAAUAUUAAUUUAAUUUGCAAAAUUUAUGUUUUAAAAACGCAAUUUGUUUAAAAUUAAACAGAAUUAGCUCUAGAUUUCAUUAUACUAAUUAUCACUUAUAUAUCAAAAUUUUUUUCCAUUAAAAUUUUUUUCUAUUAAAAAAAUUUUUUGUUCGCUCACGGAGGGUGGGUUUUUGGUCAAAAAAUGGUGAUUUUUCUAAUGGUUUUGUUCGCUCACGGAGGGGGGGGGGAGUAAGGCUUCUUGAUGAAAACAAAGAAAAUUUAUCUCCAGAAGAUUUUACCUCUCAAAAACUUCCUAAUGAAAAUGUCUUAAUAGAAGCUGAAGAAAGUUUCAAAACAAUGAAAAAGCCUAUCAAGCCCACUAUAUCAGACUUCACAGACGAGAUCCUCAACACAGUGCGAGUUUCUCUUACCCCGCUUCUUCCAAAAAGUUUAAAGCAGUUCCACCCCCCAAAAGAAAUUUCAAUCAAAAAGUCUCAAAAGCUUCUAUACUCAGACUCCUCUUUUUCAAUAAAAAAUCUCAAAUUUUCAACCAUCAUCUCACAGGUCGAUAAAAAGUUCAUACUCUGCCUUCUUGACAUAAACUCAAGACAAAUCAUAGCAGCUCUUGACCAACAUGCAUCUCAUGAGCGUAUAAAAUUAGAAGAAAUCGAGAGAAAGCUGCCUCAACAUUUAGAAUCUGAAGAAUGCAUGAUUCCUCUACAAGUUUCAAACUAUGAGAAAUCAGUAUUGCUUCAACAAAGCAAAAGACUGGAAAAAUGGAAAUUCAAAAUAACGGCAAUUGGGGAUGCGCUAGCUUUAACACAGGUCCCAAAGCUUUUUGGAAAGGUUUUAGGCCAGCCAGAGCUGCUACUAAGUGCUCAUACCCAAUCGUUAAUCCCUAAUCCAAUUUUGACUAUCAUGAAAUCCAAAGCAUGCAGAAGCUCAAUAAAAUUCGGAGACGAAAUAACUGUAGAAGAAUGCGAAAAAAUCUGCAAAGACUUAGAAAACUGUGCCUUGCCUACACAGUGCGCACACGGCAGACCUACAGUUUACCCUUUAAUGGAGCUUCCUCCUUAUAUCUCUGAGCUCCCACCUAUAAACUUUAGUUUGUAA